This is a messenger RNA of Galendromus occidentalis (western predatory mite), 2165 nucleotides long. Its product is annotated as protein phosphatase 1 regulatory subunit 3C. Gene Ontology annotation, molecular function: protein phosphatase 1 binding; glycogen binding. Gene Ontology annotation, cellular component: protein phosphatase type 1 complex. Lineage: Eukaryota; Metazoa; Arthropoda; Arachnida; Mesostigmata; Phytoseiidae. Gene Ontology annotation, biological process: regulation of glycogen biosynthetic process. The record is from RefSeq and is a predicted model, not a curated record. The transcript has 5 exons. Bases 42 to 875 code for a protein of 277 amino acids.
UUUCAGCUUCAAGCUCCGACGAGGCGCGCGACGAGGCCAAGAUGACCGCCACCCGACAUUCUCCGUUUCUGGGGACCUCUCUCGUGUGGACGGAUUAUCGCACUGGAGCCUCCAGCUUGGACCUGCAACUCACAGGCCGCAGGCCGGAGAGUCUUAAGACGCCGAUUUCCCCGACACAUGAUAACAACGCAACACCGCAACCCCGAAGGUGCCUCAAGAGCGCUCCGCAAACGCCCACCAAGAGCGGUCAACCCAAAAAGAUUGUCAAGUUCGCCGACGACAUGGGACUCGAUCUAACGGCUGUCAAGGUUAUGGUUGCAACGCCCCCCUCGCAAAGUCCUGAAGAACCAGCUACCCCUGCAGCAGUUCCCUCUGUCACGAAAGAGCCCGCGAAACCCGCCAUAGUUCACUCGAAAGAAUAUCUCCCCGCACGAAACAUUAGGCUCGAAAUCUGCCAAUCAACAGGACGUUACCAAGCGAAAUUCGAGCAACCAGGUGCCACACCUAACUUUUGGACGCGUGUCCGAGCCCAGAAGGUAUGCCUGGAAUCGGUGAUCGCCAGCUACAAUUCUUCAGUGCACAUAGUUAUCCGGGUGGUGAACGUAGCGUUCCGCAAGCGCGUGCUGUUGCGCUACACCCUCAACAAUUGGGGCACGUUCACCGACCUCGAAGCGGACUACAUGCCCGAAUGUAAAGACCUGACGAAUUCGGCGACCGACCGAUUUUCAGUGAAUUUGUGCCUCAAGAGCUCGCCACGCUCUGUACAGUUUUGUGUGUGUUAUCAAGUCGACGGCAAAGAACACUGGGACAACAACAACCACCAGAAUUACCGGAUGGAGUUUGAAGAAAACCAACAGCCCACGCCUUUCUACUAGGACCCCUACACAAGCAAGGUGUACAGCAAAUUUAGGAUUCAGUUUCUGCUCUAGCAGACCCGCCAGACAUACCCUCACGAAGCCGCAACGAAAACUGCAGAAAGAAUGUCACCGGCGAAAGCUCUCAGGCGAAAGAGUUUGUGUUUGGAUUCCGCCGGGACAGGUGAUUUCCCUCGACUUAUGAAGUCGGAACCGAGAAGAUAAACAGAGACACUCCUGGGGUCGAGUGGCGGAGGAGCCCUGUCGGAGAGAAACUUUAUCCUUGCGUCCUUUUCUGUUGUUCCUCGUCGCAAGGUACGUUUCGCGCUGCUCGGAUCAGAUACCGAGUAAUAAGCAUCGUCGAGUCGGUCGUCCAGACCGGGAAUAUCGGCCCCGGGAUUCUGUCUUCUUUUCGCCACAAGCUAUAGAUCGAAUUACAUAUUGCGGAUCUUUGCUCCCCGAUCCACAUAGAAGAAGUUCGCCGUCCGAAGCUCUCGAACGGGGGCUUUUGGGUAAAGCGUGCCCUGUCGGUUGUGACCGAUCCCAGUCGAAGCAUUCCGAGUUCUUCAUCUUGUCAUCCAAUAGAUGAGAAGAACUCCGAGACGUCGGGACCGAGUCCCGCUUCUAAGACAACGAUCGCCAACUUGCGGAGUGUAUGAGAUGUUGCAUUUUCAAUGCUUGUAAUUUGCUGCAUGGAUCAUGAAUGCCGAUUGGGACAUACGGACAGCGAUAAAUGGCUUUUCGAGUCGCGGCACGUACCAUGUCCCGCCUCCGGAACUAUUACGGAACACGGAGUGUGCGCCUCCGAUACUGACCGACUGUUUUCGAGUCCGUUGCGAUAUAGGAGGCGGGAAUGUAAGCAAAAAGUACAACCGACUGCCCACCGAGUCUUCGCGGGUUAGGAGCGAAGGUGCAAUAAUCAGAAAUUUUGUUGAGCGGCUCUCGCAAUAGUCAGUCCGUGGAACAGGACAAAGCUCCGGUUCUAAGCCUCCUAACGGGACUAUGCAACAAUUGAGCCAGCGGAAUUUUCGUUGCGGCGCGCAUUCCCAUUUUAACUUUUUCAAUCCGUACCUCAGGAAGGCGUGAACGGUCACGAGAGGAAAAUGAUGUGUAAAUCCGUAUCUGAUGAUGACUUGAGGAGAUGGCUGUACCUCAAACGAAUGAUCUCGUGAUUGCGGAUCCCGCAGCCGCAGAAAAAACACCACGUAUAUUUUUGAAGUGUUACAUGAAAUGACGAACGAAUCUACCAUAGCAAUCUACAGACGCUUAGCGAACGAGAGGAUGAAAUAAUAAACGAAUGUUACUAGCUGC